AUGCCGUUCCCCACAGCGGCAGCCUUCGUGGCGGUUGUGAAGAAGAGCCAGGCUGUAGAAGAUGCAAUAUGUGAGGAAGGGAUGGGAGCGCAGGGGAAAAGGCAGCGGUUGGGUUUCGGCGGACUCGACGGCGGUCACCGCUCCGCCAUGCACGCGCUCAGCGCGCUGCUAGGGCUCUCCCUGCGCGCCUGGCUCCAAGGCAAGCGGAAGCACCCAGAGCCCGGGCUUGGAACAGUCUGUCCAGGAGCUGGGGAGGGCCGGCCCGACGCACAGGCGCCAGGGGGCCACUGCGCCUGGGCCGCCCAUGUCACCGAGCGCCGCCGGAGCUGGGAGCAGGGACCCUCGGCCGGUGAGUACGUGGGGCGGCUCAUCCCCUCCCCGUGGGCUCGGCUGCCCUCGCUCCCGCCCUGCGCCGCCAACCAGCAAGCCCGCAUUUUUCGCAUUUCUUUUCCAGGUGUUGAGCAGGAUCCCGCAGCCGGCGCCAGGCCGGUGGCCACCUCCACGCCGCUUCCCCUCUUGCCUGCUCUGCUCCAGCCUAAAUCCUUCGGUGCGGGCUGGUGGGACGCGCUCUCCCUCACCCCGCAGGAAAGUUUCAGCUCCCGGCCGCAGCUACCGCAGGACGAGGGAACCCGUGGCCAGACGGUGCCGGGGGACGCGCCGGCAGUCCCUGGCACCAUGAGCAUCGAGAAAGCAGGGGGGAGGCUUUGCAGCAGCAAACGUGCCAGCCUGCCCGCAGCCCGGCAGUUCCCCGUGAUCCAGAAGAUGGUGGAGGAGGCGCGGGCCAAGCUGGGCGAGCUGGACCUCGAGGUGCAGCAGAAGACCAACCGCCUGGCCGAGGUGGAGCUGCGCCUCAAGGACUCGCUGGCCGAGAAGGCCCAGGAGGAGGAGCGCCUCAGCCGGCGCCUGCGCGACAGCCAGGAGACCAUCGCCAGCCUCAAGUCGCAGCCCCCGCAGGUCAAGUACAUCAUCAAAACGGUGGAGGUGGAGUCGUCCAAGGCGAAGCAGGCACUGUGCGAGAGCCAGUCCCGAAACCAGUACCUGCAGGAGCAGGUGGGGAUGCAGCGGCAGGUGCUCAAGGAGAUGGAGCAGCAGCUGCAGAGCUCGCAGAAGACGGCGGCCCAGCUCCGCGCGCAGAUCAUGCUCUAUGAGGCUGAGCUGGAGCGGGCGCACGGGCAGAUGCUGGAGGAGAUGCAAGCCAUGGAGGACGAAAAGAACCGAGCUAUCGAGGAGGCCUUUUCCCGUGCGCAAGUGGAGAUGAAGGCCGUGCACGAGAACCUGGCGGGCGUUCGGACCAACCUGCUCACGCUGCAGCCGGCGCUCCGCACCCUCACCAACGACUACAACAGCUUGAAGCGGCAGGUCCGCGACUUCCCCCUGCUCCUCCAGGAGACGCUGCGGAGCGCCAGGUCCGAGAUCGGACAAGCCAUUGAGGAGGUGAACAGCACCAACCGGGAGCUCCUGAGGAAGUACCGCCGGGAGCUGCAGCUCCGCAAGAAGUGUCACAACGAGCUGGUGCGACUCAAAGGCAACAUCCGUGUGUUUGGGCGAGUCCGCCCCAUAACCAAGGAGGACGGGGUGGGUGCAGAGGCAGCCAGUGCGGUGACGUUCGACCCUGACGACGAUGCUGUGCUGCACCUCUUGCACAAAGGGAAGCAGGUGUCCUUCGAGUUGGACAAGGUCUUUCCCCCUAAAGCAACGCAGGAGGACGUAUUUCGAGAGGUCCAGGCCCUCGUCACCUCCUGCAUUGAUGGCUACAACGUCUGCAUCUUUGCCUAUGGGCAGACAGGGGCUGGCAAAACGUACACGAUGGAGGGAACGGCCGCAAACCCCGGCAUCAACCAGCGGGCCCUGCAGCUGCUGUUCGCCGAGGUGCGGAGCAAGGCGGCCGACUGGGACUAUGCCAUCAGCGUCAGCGUGGCUGAGAUCUACAACGAGGCGCUCAGGGACUUGCUGGGGAAGGAGCCUCAGGAGAAGCUGGAGAUCAAGCUAUGCCCGGACGGCAGCGGGCAGCUCUACGUGCCCGGGCUGACCGAGUUCAGGGUGCAGAGCGUGGAGGACAUCAACAAGGUCUUCGAGCUGGGUCACGUCAACCGGGCAACAGAAUGCACCAACCUCAAUGAGCACAGCUCGCGCUCCCACGCGCUCCUCAUCGUCACCGUGCGCGGGCUCGACCACAGCACGGGGCUGCGCACCGCAGGGAAGCUGAACUUGGUGGACCUGGCUGGCUCGGAGCGCGUGGGGCGGUCGGGCGCUGAGGGCAGCCGUCUCCGCGAGGCGCAGUACAUCAACAAGUCGCUCUCGGCGCUGGGGGAUGUCAUCUACGCCCUGCGCUCGCGCCAGGGCCACGUGCCCUUCCGCAACUCCAAGCUCACCUACCUGCUCCAGGACUCCCUCAGCGGAGACAGCAAAACCCUCAUGAUGGUGCAGGUAGGGCUGGCAGGCGCCCGACUGCCCCCAUGAAACCUCCC
Tinamus guttatus (white-throated tinamou) is the source of this 2468-nucleotide messenger RNA. The record is from RefSeq and is a predicted model, not a curated record. NCBI's taxonomy places the organism in Eukaryota, Metazoa, Chordata, Aves, Tinamiformes, Tinamidae.